Candidula unifasciata is the source of this 176-nucleotide messenger RNA. The record is from the annotation of a GenBank genome assembly. Lineage: Eukaryota; Metazoa; Mollusca; Gastropoda; Stylommatophora; Geomitridae.
AGAGUCUCUACAACAAGCUUACUUCAACUGAUGCAAGUUCCACUCCUCAGAACCCAGGCGAUUUCAACGACAAUGUAGAUUCAACGAUCAAGAGCAUCAACGAACCAACAAAGAAGAAAGUCAAGGUACCAGCGAACAGCACAGAAAACCAAACCAACAAACUGCCAGGUAGCUAG